This is a messenger RNA of Dermacentor andersoni, 934 nucleotides long. NCBI's taxonomy places the organism in Eukaryota, Metazoa, Arthropoda, Arachnida, Ixodida, Ixodidae. The record is from RefSeq and is a predicted model, not a curated record.
CGCGGGUGUGCUACAUGCACUUCGGGCGCCGUUUCUGAUAUUUUAGCCACACAAGAUGAAAGCCGUAGGCUUUCUCACGUUUACAAUCGUGGCACUUACUGCUCACGUCGUGACUGCCGCACGCCGACCCUACUAUCGUUAUCCCAGUUGCGAUGACAUAAUUCCAACCGCGUCCUUACAGCGAAGCUGCCUUUAUUUAUGCUUAAACUAUGAAGGCCGUCUACAGUACGGAAAUCACAAAGAUGGAAUGCCCUGCAAGUUGAGCUGGAUGAAUAACAAGAUAGGCAGAUGUCUGAAUGGGAUUUGCAGAGAGGCUCUAUAUCCUGGUCCGGUGAGCUGUGAUGGCAAGUACCGUGCAAGAGGAUACGCGACCGAAUGCACAUUCGAAUGCCCUAAUGACUACAGUGGGCAACGCAUGGCUUACGAAGAUGGCACACCUUGUCUAACAUUAAACAACCAUGGAAGACCCUACGGAGGAGCUGGAAUAUGCAAGAAUGGCAGAUGCCUACAGGGUAGCGAUAUAAGUCUGCUGGAAGAGAAGAAAGCACAUCCACUCCAAUUGAGAAAAUGCAAGGACAAGGAAAAUACCUCGAAAAUGGUUCUGUGGUCUUGUUAUUAUUAUUGCUACACGGGCGAUGGUUGGUCUUAUGGUUUCUACAACAGCAACUACUCCAGCUCAUGCCACCUUCCGAAUCCGCCCAUGCCGGAACGACUUGGAUGGUGCUGUGAAGGCGAUUGUAUCCUGCAGGCGCUUUGUGAAAGAAACUCAAUUGCUUAGAAAACCCAUCCUUUGAUGAUACGGAGUGCAAAGAAAUAAAGUUUGCCCUUAUAACAUAGGAAAAAAACAUAAUCGCGAGAUUUCCAACUGAGAUCAGUUUUAACCUUAUUGGCGGUUGAAGUCAUUGGGUCCUCAAUAAAAAAAGAAACAAGCAAA